AUGCGCUUGUCGCAUCGUCGGCUUCUUUUUGUCUCAUUUUCUCUGAUCAUCAUUUUCCUUGUCAACGAGGUUUCCGCAAAGAGUCGAGCGGUAAAGAAGAAAAAGUCGACAAUGCCAUCGAUUCAAAAAGCGGCCAUCGUGAUGCCGUUUCGGAAAAUGUUCGAAGACGCCGGAGUGGCCAUCAAUUGUCCAUCGGGAAACAAAGUCUAUGUGCAUCCGAUCACCGGCGAUUUGCAGCAAUGCUCACAGAAAUUGGGCUUCUACAACGAGACCUCGUGCCCGGGUGGCACUGUUUGCGAGCGUUUUCCGAUUUUAGUGCCCGGAUUUCAGGAUUAUUGUUGCUGGGAAUCGGCGAGCUCAAACGAAGAAAAGACGAAAAUCAUCACGACAACUGAUGGAGACAACGAGGGUUCCCCUUUCACGAAUAAACCCGAAAUCGAGGUUGAGCCGAUCAUCGAUCGACCCGAUGGUGGGGAUGGAGAUGGAGAGGAAGGAUUCGGUUCAAGCUUUGAGUUGCCCGAUCGUUUGUCAAGUCGAAAAAUCAUUCACAAGAAAAAGGGAAAACCCUCGAAUAAGCAAGGCCCAGACGACUACGAACCGUAUGGGCCUGAUGCUCUCCCAGAAGCAGCCGUCAUCGACAUAAAUGGUCCAAAUGGAGUGAUUGAUGAAGGGAAUGGCGAUGGAGAGGAUGGAUUCACAUCUGGAGGGAAUGGAGGCACGAGUGGAGGAUUUGGUGGUGGAGGGAAUGGCGAAGAUUGGGAAACGGGCGAGGAAAUGACAACAAGACAAACAAAGAGACCAAGAAAUCGAAAAAUCACCACCACCACCACAAAACCAUCAACAACGACAACGACGGUGAAACCGCCAUCUCGUCGCCUUCCAAAGUGCUCGGAUCCCAGCGAGGUUCCAUUGAUCGAUCGGGGGAAUCGGCUGAGAAAUUGCUACUAUCAGCAAUGCCCAAGGCUAUUGUUGAUAAAAGCUUUAUCAUUACUUUAUUUUUGGGAAUUCCGAUGCGAGUUCAACAAGGACGUGCUUCGGUAUAUUUGCUGUGGAGCAGAGGGGAAUGCACCCGAGGCACCAGGUUUACCCCCAAUUCCUCAACCUCGUCCAUUGGUGCCUCGACCGAUGCGACCCCGGCCGGGACCUUACGGUGGAAUACUCAGUGAUCAGGACACCGAACUGGAAGACUCCGACUCGCCGGAUCUCCCCUCAUCCUCUUCCGGAAUGCCACCGAUUUUUGCAGCAAGGCCCCGCAAUGUCGAGUUCUCGGGAGAGCGACAAGAACGAAAUGACGAACAUCACCAAAACUCACAUCAUUAUCCGAAUGAGCACGGAAUUAUCGUAAAUGGUGAUGAACGAGAGUUUGAGCAACAGCCCGAAAUUCACGAGAACACAGGAAAUACUCGACGAGCACCACAACACAAUCGGGGACCUGGUUUCAAAUGUGAGAUGGGAAAUGGAGGAAAUGGAGGAAAUGGAGGAAAUGGAGGAAAUGGGAAUAACGGGAAUGGAGAGAUGCAACAAAAUGAUGGUGGAAUGAUUGGAUGCGGGAACGGAUGUCAACAACAAAUGAAUUGCUGCGGAUGUCAACAAAUGAUGAAUAAUUGUGGAGGGUGUCCAUAUGGAAUCGAUCAAAUCUCAAAUAUGAAAAACAAUGGAUGCGGGAAUCAGCAAAAGGGACUGGAAAUCGGGAACGGAUGUCCAUUUGGGAACAAUCAAAAUAAUAAUGGCCAAGGAAUGGGAAAUGGUUGCCCGUAUGCAAACAAGGAAAUCGUGGGCAAUGGUGGUAAUGGAUGCCCGAUGGGGCCACAAACGUUCAACUCGAGAAAAGUCGAGAAUAAUGGAGAUGACGGGAUGAUUGAUGAUUUCGGCGCAAUUCCACCAAUGAUCAUACCGGAGAAUCAUCAAGAAAAUGGACGACGAGGAGGACAUGGAUCUCGACCGAAUCGACCACCGCAAAGUCGACCGAUCGAUGGAGAUUUCAACGGAAUGCCAGCUGGUCCACCGAGAAAUGCACAUGGGAAUGGGAAUGAUGGACAAAGAGGAGUACAAGGACAUCAGAGUGGCCAUCAGAGUGGACAUCAAGGAGGGCAUCAGGGUGGAGGACCGCCAAGAGGCCCAAUGGGUGGAGCUCCGCCUUUACCCGAACCUCGUCCAUUGACCCCAUCGGCUGGAGCCAUGGGUCCAAUUGGUACAAGGAGAGGCUCAACAACGAGCCAAGUGCAGAAUGGAAAUCAGCGAAUUGGAAUAAGCUCAAAGGGUCGAUCGGGUGAUGGUCACGGCUUGGCGCCGCAAAAUGGUGGAAUGGGUGGGCAAGGAGGGCAAACGAGAAACGCUCGGCCACGAUUGCCCAAUAAUAACGAUGGGCAUAGACCGCAUUCGUUAAAGGGAACGGUCCGUCGUCCCCGUCCAUCUCACUCACAAAAAAUCCCGGCGAAAAAGCAAACGACUUGUCCGAAUGGACACGAAUAUUCGAUGGCGAAUUCGUUCCCCGAAUGCCAUCCACCGGGACUCGACUCUUGCCCGUUGACGCACAACAAAUGCUUGAUGAGCACGAAAAUCGGGCAUUUCGUUUGCUGUCGGACU
This is a messenger RNA of Mesorhabditis belari, 2586 nucleotides long. The record is from the annotation of a GenBank genome assembly. NCBI's taxonomy places the organism in Eukaryota, Metazoa, Nematoda, Chromadorea, Rhabditida, Rhabditidae.